Messenger RNA from Closterium sp. Naga37s-1, 981 nucleotides. Lineage: Eukaryota; Viridiplantae; Streptophyta; Zygnematophyceae; Desmidiales; Closteriaceae. The record is from the annotation of a GenBank genome assembly.
AUGGCUGGGCCGUCGGAUAUGACUCCGGAACUCUGGAACGAGUUUGUCGCCAAUAUGCGCCGAGAAAUUGAACGCGAGGUGCGUGACCGGAUCCUCGGUGAACUCCAGGAACGUGGACUCCUGGGCACACAGGUGCCGGCGCCAGCACCUGCUGUGGUCUCUGCACGUCCGAGAGCACCUGAACCUGAGCCGUUUGUCCCUGGAAAACGAGACUUACCUGUGCGAAGAUGGCUCUUCCAAAUGGAGGAGUACCUUUCCCUAUGCCACGUGAACCAAGCCGAAUGGGCACGGCACGCCGGCAUGAUGCUGCGAGGUGCUGCUGCUACUUGGUGGCAGAGCUGCCACGCUACAAUUUCAACCUGGGAGGAAUUUUCAGCAUCGCUCACCAUGAACUUCGAACCUGUCAACGCGAUUGAACGCGCUCGUGACAACCUCGCUGCACUACGACAACACCGCUCCGUAGCCGAAUACGUCAACCGCUUCCGGGAGUUGGUGCUGGAGAUUCCCGACAUCCCUGCCUCCGAGCAGAUGGACAAGUUCAAGCGCGGGCUGAAACCAAAAAUUCGCACCGAAGUGGAGCUUCGCGGAUGCACGUCAAUGGAUGAUAUGAUCCGUGUGGCGGAACGCUUCGACACGAUCAACUUCGCUGCGUUCCAAUGCUUCAACGGCAUGAGGAUGGAUCCCAACAGCAACCCGCAGGCCGUGAUCAUGGCAGAUGGUACCCGGCGGCACUGCGGACCUACCCUCCUCCCCGUGCAUUGCAUGUUUGGAAGUCUAGAGGCGACGUUCCGCUUCGUCAACCCACCCACCCCAACCUGCCCCAUCCCCAUCUUCCCAUAUCCCCCCUCUCCCUCCUCCUCGCAUAGCUCCCGUGCAGCAGCCAACACCACCCGGCUCUCCCGAAGUGAUCAACACACCUCCUCCUUCUCCACCCCACCCAACCCAGCAGCCACGCCGUCCCAUCAUCCGCCCCACCUCUGA